CCACAGUGCAGAGCAGAGGGCGGGAGAGCUGGGAGGAAAGAGGAGCAGAUCCCCAACCAUGAGUUCGAGCCAGCCAGGGACCUGCUCAUGUCGGGGUGCUGCAGGCCGCCCGGCCAUUCUGUACGCACUUCUGAGCCCUAGCCUCAGGGCCAGGCCCUCUGUGCCCCCAGCCCGUAGUCAUUGCCUGUGCAGGCAGCACCGGCCUGUCCGGCUGUGUGCUCCCCAUCGCACCUGCCGGGAAGCCUUGGAUGUUCUGGCCAGAACAGUGGUCUUCCUCAGGAACCUGCCGUCCUUCUGCCAGCUGCCCCCCCAGGACCAGCAGCGGCUGCUGCGGGGCUGCUGGGGCCCCCUCUUCCUGCUGGGGUUGGCCCAAGACACUGUGACUUUCGAGGUGGCCGAGGCACCAGUUCCCAGCAUACUCAAGAAGAUCUUGCUGGAGGAGCCCAGCAGCAGCUCAGGCAGCGGCCAGCUGCCAGAUCGACCCCAGCCCUCGCUGGCUGCGGUACAGUGGCUUCAGUGCUGCCUGGAGUCCUUCUGGAGCCUGCAGCUGGGCCCCAAGGAAUAUGCCUACCUGAAAGAGACCAUCCUCUUCAAUCCUGGUGUGCCGGGCCUCCACGCCUCCUCCCACGUUGGACACCUGCAGCAAAAGGCUCAUCAUGCUCUGUGCAAGGCCCUGGAGACCUGGUGCCCAGCAGGCCAGGGCCGCUUGGCCCGUGUCCUCCUCACAGCCUCCACCCUCAAGUCCAUUCCGCCCAGCCUGCUUGGGGACCUCUUCUUUCGCCCUAUUGUUGGAGACACUGACAUCGCUGGCCUCCUCGAGGACAUGCUUUUGCUGAGCCAACCUGUUCCAGCCCAGGCAGAGAUCAAGUGUAGGUUGGGCGGAGGCUGGCAGCGCUGAUUUGGCCCAGCUGUUCCCGGGGGUGGCCUAAUGCUCCCAGAGGAGGCAAGUCUGUAUAGGCAGCGCUUCUGGAGUAAUCUGGUCCUCGCCCAACAAGAUGGGCUCUGGGGCUCCGCACUCACCACACCUGUCCCCUUGGCCGUCCUUGGUUUGACAUGGUGCUCCAGCUCUCUGGCCAUCCCUUAGUGAUUCCUAGAGCCUCUGGGCCAAGAUUCCUGUCCCCUCCCGAGGUGGUGAUGGAAGCUUAGAUGACCCGUUGGGCCAAGAGUCCUAAUGACUUUGUACAGAACUUAUCUAAGUUAUUGGUUUUUGUAAUAAAAGGCAUGACACCCUUGGA
Neofelis nebulosa (Clouded leopard) is the source of this 1235-nucleotide messenger RNA. RefSeq names its product nuclear receptor subfamily 0 group B member 2 (gene NR0B2). The transcript has 2 exons. Lineage: Eukaryota; Metazoa; Chordata; Mammalia; Carnivora; Felidae. Bases 59 to 898 code for a protein of 279 amino acids. The record is from RefSeq and is a predicted model, not a curated record. Gene Ontology annotation, biological process: circadian rhythm; negative regulation of transcription by RNA polymerase II. Gene Ontology annotation, molecular function: transcription factor binding; transcription corepressor activity. Gene Ontology annotation, cellular component: nucleus; cytoplasm.